AUGUCUAUCACACCUGGUUUGCUGUGUACGAUAGAAGUAACAACUCCUACAACUCCAACGACUACCGAAGAGGCCAAGAGUAACCAACCAACUAUAGCAACAUGGAUUUUGAUAGCAGUUUCGGCCGCUGGUGGCGCUAUCAUUAUCAUUCUGCUAGUGUCACUUUUCUGUGUAAUCAGGAAAACAAGCAGAAGAAAGAUAACACACCCAGAAGAUACGAUGGUUGUACCAAAAGAUAAAAAGGAAAAGUUGGAGGCCUAUCGUGGCUACUACACGUCUUUUAACGAAUCAAUUGACGAGUCAACAGCAGACUCUGUCGAGGAUACAGCAUUAUGAGGCAUCUGAAUCAUCAGUUCACAGUCGAGCAGACUUACAGAUGA
Molecule: messenger RNA, 380 nt
Organism: Lytechinus variegatus (green sea urchin)
Lineage: Eukaryota; Metazoa; Echinodermata; Echinoidea; Temnopleuroida; Toxopneustidae
Exons: 4
Coding region: 1-336 (111 amino acids)
Source: RefSeq, a predicted model, not a curated record